Messenger RNA from Fusarium sp. VM40, 999 nucleotides. Lineage: Eukaryota; Fungi; Ascomycota; Sordariomycetes; Hypocreales; Nectriaceae. The record is from the annotation of a GenBank genome assembly.
AUGUUACGCCGUAAGUCAACUGCAGACUGUAUCAAUGAUUCGUUCAGAGGGACAGAGUCCGACUACCCUUUAUACAACUCGAUCUGCGAAAACGACAUAUUGACGUUACAGGAAGUGCUUGGCUCUCCCGAGGCUUCAUAUUUGUUGCAGACUGGCGAUGGCUGUUGGGGCACUCCGCUUCACGUGGUAAUCUAUCUGGACAACAUCGAGGCAGUAAAUCUGCUUUUGCAAGCUGGUGUUGAUGUUGCUACCAACUCGUCUGUAAAUGAACAGCGCUUGUUACCACUGGCACUUGCAGCGCGUGUGGGCAAUCAACGAUUGCUUUGGCGAUUGUGGAACCAUCUGCGCUCCCAGUCUGAACCAGAAGAUAUUCCAAAUGUUGAUUCUUGCCCUUUCCAAGCCUCGAUAAACGGGCAAAUCCCCAUCUUACGUUCUCUAGUAGGCUGGUGGGAGUGGACCGCGGAAGCCAAGAAUGAAGCCUUGUUUUGGGCGGCACGAAGCUGGAAGGCAUAUUCUGCCGAGCUCCUCACAUCCGAGCUGUCCUUCAGUCAAGAAUCCCUGAACAAGGCUUUCGGACUUGCAGUGGAUUUCAAGCCUUUAUUGGGGGACGAAAUGAGCAUCGAUUACAACGGCGACGAUUAUCUCGAACAGCAACUUUUGAUUUCGCACUUAGUCGACGCUGGAGCUGAUUCGAACGUUAUCGUUGACAGGCAACCUAUUAUUCUGACUGCCGCUCGUCACAUCAAUCUCGUAGGAGCUUUGAAGGUGUUGCUGGAGAAGGGAGCCAACCCUAACGCUACCGACCAGGGAGGGAAAACAGCGUUGCAUUUUCUUGGCUCACCAGCCGCUAUACACCAAAAUGGACCUGCUGUGCGCAUGAAUGAGAUCGGCGUUCGCCUUCUUCUUGGCCAUGGUGCCUCUGUCCUGCAAGGAGAUGAUGCGUCUGGAGCAACUCCUCUCCAUGCGGCUGCUUUUAGCGCCAAUCCCAGACCUCUUUAA